AUGGCGGAGCGUUGCCUAACCAUCGACAAGUAUCGUCGUGACCGCAACGCAUUGCCCCAUGAGAGAUUUGGCAGAACAUCUGCUGCUCAGCUAUUUCUAUGCCUGGACAAGGCACCUCCACCAUUCCUACGCCUCUCGCCUGCCAAAGUCAAGGCCAAGAUAACCUACCCCACAAAGAUGCUGCCAGCAAGCGUGCCACUGCUGCCCGCGCACCUGCUGCAAGCCAGACCAGCAACCUUUGGGCAGCAGCUCAGUCUCUGGCAAGACUGGGUCCUUCAGCUUUGCUGCCAUUUCGAUUGA
Ceraceosorus guamensis is the source of this 300-nucleotide messenger RNA. RefSeq lists its product as hypothetical. The transcript has 3 exons. The coding region runs from base 1 to 300 and encodes 99 amino acids. The record is from RefSeq and is a predicted model, not a curated record. NCBI's taxonomy places the organism in Eukaryota, Fungi, Basidiomycota, Exobasidiomycetes, Ceraceosorales, Ceraceosoraceae.